This is a messenger RNA of Papilio polytes (common Mormon), 1637 nucleotides long. RefSeq names its product cartilage-associated protein-like. NCBI's taxonomy places the organism in Eukaryota, Metazoa, Arthropoda, Insecta, Lepidoptera, Papilionidae. Gene Ontology annotation, cellular component: endoplasmic reticulum. The transcript has a single exon. The coding region runs from base 272 to 1378 and encodes 368 amino acids. The record is from RefSeq and is a predicted model, not a curated record. Gene Ontology annotation, biological process: collagen fibril organization. Gene Ontology annotation, molecular function: protein binding; collagen binding.
AGUAUUUUAUAAAAUUUAUAGAAAUUAAGGAAAAACACUGGAUAAAACUUAGCUAAUCCUAAUCAGUAGUAUCACACAGUUGUUGAUAAGAGAACUACACAUAGUACUACUAAACAUCAGACAGAAUUCAAAAGACACAGAGAGAGGUUAUUGUACUCUGUUUUAGUAAUUAGGUCAGUUCAAUUCACAACUAACAAAAGUGCGAUAAACUCACUUAAAACAAUUUAAAUUCACGUGUAAGUAAUUCGUUUUGCAUUGUGUCUCAAAAACAAUGUGGGCUACAAAUGUGCGGUUUACCAUUAUUUUUCUUGCGUUCGCAAACAUAUUCAUUUGUAAUACUUUAAAGUUGGCAUCAAUUGACAAAAUUUACAAAAAAGGCUUAGAUGCUUAUGCUAGUGAAAGAUGGUCUGAGUGUAUAGCGAAAUUUGAAGACACAUUGCAUUUGUAUAAAUUGCACAGGAUAAUUCUAAUAAACUGCAGACUUAAGUGUGAUUCAAACAAAUGGAAUUCAGAAAUCGAAGAAAUCGAAGAUGUAAGAAUUUAUGAAAAGUUUUUAAAUACAAGACUGUGCAUUACUGACUGUCAAAUCAAGGGAUUUGAGGAUGCCCACUUAAAUAACAUGGUAUCUGAAUCUGUCAUAAAUGAUAUGAAUUCCAAAAAGCCUUAUGAGUACCUUCAUAUAUGUUAUUUCCAAAUGAAUGCUUUCCCUAAAGCAGCUUCUGCAGCAUACACCUAUCUGUCUGCCAACCCAAAUGAUGAGAAAAUGAAAAAAAAUCUUGAAUAUUAUCUUGAUCAACCUGAAGUUGAUGCAAAUGAAGUUGUAGAUUUUGAGAGUGAAGUUUAUAAAAUAUUGUAUCAUCUUGGAAUUAAGGAAUACAAUUUAAAAAAAUGGGCAGAAACAGCUGCUAACAUGGAAGAAACAUUAACUGAUUAUUUGUCUUGGGAGAACAUGUGUCGAGCUGAAUGUCAACAUCAAUCUGAAUUGGAAUGGUCUCCUGAAUAUUCAGUCACUAUAUCAAAUUAUAUGAUGUCUCUUGUCAUAUGUAAACAAAAUUGUCAAAAAAAACUUGAGUCAUUAAAUUAUGAUUCAGGAAACAGUUUUCUAGCUGAUGUUCUGAAUUAUUUACAAAUUUCAUAUUACAAUCUAGGAAGGAUUGAAGAUGCAGCUAAAGCUGUAGAAAGUUAUUUAUUAUUGAUACCUAACGAUGAAGACAUGUUAUCAAAUAAAAUGAUAUACAGUUCUCUAACCGAUGAAAACAAUUUCAGUGUGAGAUCUGAUAUUACUUACUAUUUUAAACGUGAUAAAUAUGAAAGAAACAUCUUACACAAACUUUAUAAUUCUGAAAUAGAUAAUGCUAUAAUUUCUAUGCAAGAAUAAUGUGCAAGUAAGACAAGGUUCUGUCUUCGAUUAAAUGAUAAUCAUUAACAAGAACAUUCAAUUUUGCCAAAGCAACUGACUAAUUAUUACUAUUAUAUGAAAAAAACUCAUGUUUUAAUGUACAAGAAUAUUAUAAAUAUGCUUUUAUAUUUUUUUAACAUUGUACAAUUAUUUAAUAAGUAUAACAAUUUAAAUUGAAUUAUGUUUAAUGUGAUAUGAAAUGUGCCAUAAACUUUAAAAUGAUUCUUAAUUUUAUACA